This is a messenger RNA of Amoebophrya sp. A25, 19074 nucleotides long. NCBI's taxonomy places the organism in Eukaryota, Dinophyceae, Syndiniales, Amoebophryaceae. The record is from the annotation of a GenBank genome assembly.
GUUAAAGGUGUACCAUAAUUAAAUGAUUGCGCACAGUGCAAAUAUCGGUUUAUUUUACGACACCAGGCAAGACAUACCGAAACCGAUACGAUCCCAGUGAUCUCACUCAUCCCUCUCUUUUACUCUCUCCGCCACGCCAACAUUUUCCACCUGUGUCAACCUUCGUAUUACUUGUUGAUGAUACUCGACGAUAGUACAAAUAACUACUGGUGCAACUUCUUUCAUGCAGCUCUCUAUUUUAAUCUUCCCUGGCGUCGAUUAAAAUUAUAUUUUUCUUCAUCUUCGUUUUCGCCUUCGCGUUGUUUUGUAAUAUCGGAAAGUUAGUGCGCGUAGUGAGCUCGAAAGGGAAGAUAGUAGAAAGAAUGGAGAACAAGAUGAAUGGAGAGCGGUGGGCAAUCUCCUUUCAUCUUAUCAUAACGACGACCAUAUAUUAACAAGAUUCGUUCAUCUGAUACUAGAUUCUCGUCGUCCUCCCUUACGUUUCAUCUUGUUGCUUGUUCAUUUCUAGUGCUAGAUAAAAAGCUACAAGAUGGGGGACAUCAUCCAGUCGAUAGAAGAAAGCACGAAGAAGCGUGCGAAGGAGCAUGCGCAAACUGCGUUUGCGAUGCAGCGCUUUUUGGUCCAUCAGCGAGAUCAUGAGAAAAACAUCGGAAUGGAAACGGCUAUCUCCGAAGCCGUGGCGGCUGUGGAAAGAAAUGCAGGGCUGUUCGCGCAUCACAUGCUCAAGGCGGAGCAGACCACGCUGAAACUCGAGGAGGAGACGCGACGGAUCCGCGGUUUGGUCGACGAUGACGGGCGAGACGAUGUGGCUUUUGAAUGGGAGCACAUUGCUGCCCAGAAGACGAGUGGACCGGAGCACGGUCAAGGCCCACUAAGGAAACUGAACUACACCCCUUACGUCCGGGGGUUUGGCGGACAUCAUACGCCCGCGCAACUGCAGGCAGCAGUGAAAUUCCGCUCGGUGUCUCAGCGACGACUGCUGGGUGGGCUCAUGAAUUACGAGAAGUUUCUUGCCUACAUCAUGCUGCAGUAUACCUUCCAGGGCUGGAAGUGGUUCAUAAUGGACCGAAAAUUCACGAUCUCCCGCUUCUACGGGAACACUCUAGUCGCGCUGCUCUCCAUGAAACGAAGAUACAUGCUCUACGCGCUCAUGGUGCGCUGGAAAAUCUUCACCAAGUGGUCCGCUAAAGAGGAACAAGCAAGGUCCUCUUUCCUACAUGUUUAUUGUACAUGGAUUGCGAUGCUUCCUGAGGUGGACCAACCAAUCUCAACAUUCCAACCAGUUGUACGAACUACUAGUACUGUUGAAGAAUUCUUCAUCUAGACGUACUACAACAACUUUGGGCUUAAUAUUGAUGUAGAAUCAUGUGAUGCAGAAUUCACCGGGGUCUUCAGAUUUUCACAUGAUCUUAUCUUCAACUGCAGGACGCUCGUUAUGCGAAAGUUGGUCGACCGUGACGUAAAGCGGAUGAAAAAGCUGGGAGAUGGAUACGCCAAAGCGUUCCAGAAACUAGCAGAUAAAGCAACGCACACGCGUAACGAAGGCUUUCAAGAGUGUCUCAAAUUUCUCAUCCCACACGCCUGUGCAAGUCUUACCGGCAAAAAUGACGCCAUCAAUCCGCGGCAAUUUGCCACUUUCUUCAUCGAGCAUGUGAAAAGGUACUAAUCAUUGUCAUAUAUAUUUUAACCCGUACAACAAUAUACAAAAUGCAAUCAUCACAACGACUAUCUUCAGCAUCAGCGCUUCUUUCCACUAUAAUGUCAAAUAAUUAAGAUGCAUUGACUAGAAGUAGAAGUGUGUGCUCACAUUUUUCAAAAAUCAAAAGCUAUAUGAAAAAUGUCAGGGUGCGCGUGCAGAAACAGGAAAAAGCUGAUUGGUAUCUGGCUCGCGGUCGAUUAGAGCCCAAGCACGUUCUGCUAGAGCUGAUGUCCCUUGCCAAACGACAUGUCGCCGCGACUUUGAACGAGGAGGACGAAAGGAAAUUCGAGGAAACAGGCCCUGACAUCAUUCUUGCUAUUACUAAAGAGGUCGACGAGCGUGCCGAGGAAGAGAUGCUUCGAGACGAUUACGUCGAUACGGCAGGCGAGAAAAUGGCCACUCAUUAAGGCAGGAGCUUGCCCAAAUUCACUUUCAUCCUGAGAAGCAUCUUCUGUGAUUAAUAGUUUGCGAAGGGGAAAAGUAAAAUAGAAUAUCAAACACAGUUCCAAAGUACUUACUUAAGUUAGAAGAUGACUUUCUGUUUCUCCAAGAAGUAGCUGGGAAUUUGGGCACCAAGGUUUUCUAAGGUGAGCUUUUUGGGCAAAUCUUGCGCACUACGAUAGAUGCGAUGAGCCGUCAAAUGCGACAAAUGGCAGAAGAAACGAUGAAGGAGCACGAAGCCAUGCUUAGUGCUACUUCCCGAAGUGAAGCAGUAGAUACGUUGGAGGAUGAGGCGUCUCAGAGCGCGAAGCUGAUGGCGUCUUCUGGCGCAUCUUCCAGGCUGGAUCCUCUCACCGCAGGGGCAAGGGCUCCUAGUUUGAACUCGACAAGCGCCCAACAGAAUCCGAAGCUUGCCAAAGCAAAACAACUACCAUCAGUCCCACCGCUUACCAAAAACGAAAAAAAGGUAUCGUAGUCUUCGUUCUAUGAAUUGCUCACGUGCAUCUGGUUCUGUUUCUGGACUUCGUAGUUAAAGUACUUCGUUCUUUCUUUUUUGUCUAUCUUCCGGGUUGCGGCUCAUUGUGUAGGAUCUGCAACCUAGCCUAAUCACUGUCUCGUCCAUAGCCAUCAUCAUCGCCUGCAUCAUACUUCAGCUGAUCGAAGACCAUGUUGGGGUGUGGAUUAAGGACGUUGCAACGACUGAUAAGGUUUUUUAUCAUUUGCGUGUAGCAAUGGCUAAAGAUCUAGACAAAGCCGCCGAGCGUUUGGAUAAGGCAAAGAAGGACGGGGAAGAUCCAGGAAAGGCAGAGUCCGAGUACUACUCUGCUGAAAAUGCCUCACAGUCUAUUUUUCUCUUAAGACUUCUUCUCCACAAUGUGAUCAUCAUCAUCAUCAUCAUCGUUCGGUUUUAUAUUCCAAGAGAACAAAGAACAGCACUGACAGACUCUGGAACAAGAUUCAUACUGUAGUCCCUCAUUCGAGGUGGAUGAAUCAGGAUCGAAAUUAGUUUUCAAAUGAGCCAACGAUAGCUACGAAGUGAGAAUCUUGCUCACGCUGGUAAAGUCGAAGAAUAGUCGCUUGAACUCCCAUCGAGAGUUUUUUUUUAGGAUUGUUUUUCAUUCUGCAGAUUAUUUCUAUCUAUGUAUUGUCUAAUCUUCACGGAAAUGCGCCGGCUGUUCGAGGAAGUGAUUGACCGUGCAGAGGAGGUGCUGCAAAAGAAGUAUCCGGCUAUGCACGAGGUCUUUAAGAAGCCUGGCGCUCGCGAUACUGAGGCACUCCGCACGGCACAGCAAGAGCAGAACUCGGGAAUGGUUGCGGUAAAAAAGAAGAACAACAUUGACGAGGAUGAGGUUGGAGAUGUUACGGCUACAACAGUCAAACCGACUAGAAAAUUCUUGCUGUGUGUGAACAGAAAAAAGAUAAAACUCUCUUCGCUACGUUAUCAACUCAAGUGACGCAUAUAAGUAAUUCGAUUUUUUCGAAUACGGAAUGACUAAGGGAACGCUUACCGACGGUGAGAAAUUGUCAUCUGUUUUGCUCCCUUCUUGUCCUUGUAACUGUCGUUUCUUGCAGCUUAGCUCCUGAGUUACAAUUACAGGCCAUGCUUACUUUCUAAAGCUGCUCUCGCAGAUAUGAUGGAGAUGGGGGCACUUUUUAGAAAAAGCCCAGCCGAGACGGAAGCCAACUUUAUCGCGCAGCUGACCACCGCAGCGCAUGCUGUGAGGGAGCAUCUUAUCAUAAGUCUCUCCUACGAUCUGGAAAGCCUGCGAAGAUCUGAAGUUCACCAGGAGUUCUUGCGUAAAGGACCUUCGGCGGAUGUGCACGCGCGCCGUAUGUUAAUAUUCUUAUAGGAAAAUAGUUUAUAGAUAUACACGCUGGGUGGCUGGGCGGCAACGCCGGGGGGGGGGGCGCUUGGAUAACGCUGAGCGGACUUGAGGGCCACCCAUGCGGCACGCCGAGGCCGCGCCGUCGAUUUGUUUGCGCCUCGGGGGCGCGGUGAUGCGCGUCCCCUGACCACAAACAAAGGCGCUGCGCCACCCUCAUGGUUCCGGGCAGCGCGAGCGCAGUGCUGGCGCGCCAGUUUGCGCAGUGGCGGCCCGCGCCUGCUCCGUGCAGAGCUGCGUUGUGCUGCGCUGCGCUGCUCGGUGCAAUGCUGCGCCGCCCCUGUCCACAACGGCCCUGGCGGUUGCGUAACUCGCCAGCGUCGUUGGCCUACGCUUGACUAGUAUUGUCGGGGGGGAUUCUCAAGCGGGCGCCUGAAGGGCGGCCCGCAUUUUGAAUUGAGAUCCUUGAUGGCGUCACGCUGGGUGGACGCCUGGCGCAGAAUUCGGCACAGCUGGCACAAUCGGGUCGCCCAGAGACCCAGCGCGCCCAACGUGCCCAGCCCAGCCAUCUUCGCAAACUGCCCUAUUAUAAACAUAUGCAUAGUGCUACAUCUGCUAGUCCUACUCAUCUUGUUUCGUUUACGGUGCUCACAAGUGACCAUAUCAGGAGCGCAAUAAACAUGACAUGCAUCCAACUCAUUCAUCUGCCAUCUUGACAAAAUAUUUUUUUUAAUGGAGUUUUGACUCGUUGUCUGUGCUUUGUUUUCUUUUUGAAACCUCCAUUCUUUUUGAAUGUCCUACUUACGCGGUGAUGAGACAAUUAUACACACUUGGGUAAUUUUCAGUCUUAUCUUCUCAACAUUCGACUACAGAGGCUCUGAGCGCUGCCGAGCUUCGGGACAAGUUGCUAAAUUUCAUGCCGCGAGAUGGUGACGUGGGCAUGGUGAAGGAAGGGAUAGGAAAUGAGGAGCUGCCACCCGGCAUCGAGCCGCCCGUCGCGUACAGCACCGACCUUGGAACCGGAGACGAACCUCUUGACACCGAAGUCUUGUCCCGAGCUCGGUUCAUAUCCAUGAAUUUCUUCCAGAGCAUGAGCCCAACAGCCAACGCGCUGAUUCGCCAGCUUAUUAUGGAAACUUGCCGCUACAUCCAUGGCCUUUGGGAGCUAGUGCGGAAUGGAGCAAUACCCGUAGAUUAUGACCCGACCAUUCAUUUUGUCACUUGGAGGUAGUCCUGGUUCUGAUCAGAGAAAAAAUACAGUGUAAAGAAGAACACGUCGACGUGCGAAAUUACCUCGCUUAAGAUAGUGAAUUACUCUUUCUUGCCUAGUAUGCCUACUACAUUGUCCGUGAAUGAUUAGUAGGUUGUAGAAAUUGUAAUUGUUCUUGUCGUAGUCGUAGAAGUAAUGUUCUUUUUCGCUUUCCUUUUCCUAGAAGAGGUUGUAUUCCUUUCACCUCGCAAGACUCCUCGGUCUAAAAAGGAGCCCUCGCGGAGAUAUCUUCCACUUCUGCCGUUGCUCUGGCGCUCCGGACGCGAAACUUGACGGCCAUUCUAGAAGAACUGGCGCAUAUCGAAGAUUUUUUCCUUCGUCACUUCCUCACGUUACACGACGUCCUCCCCGGGCAGUCGGGGCAAGCCAGGGUCGCUGCGCUGUAUGUCUCCACCAGUGCGGCGGACAUUCUGAGGGCAGACAUCGAUAAUGAUCGACGGCAGAUCCACCCAGGUACAACUUCUACAAUUUACUACUUCCGUGGGAUAUGAAUCAAAAGUAGGGCGCUGCAGCUACUCCUGUAAUGUCACUCGUACUCAAUGUUGAAAUAUGUACAAAUAUAACUUUUUUGUCAAAGAUCAGUCUAUCCGUGCUUCAUCUUACCUACAUCCCACUGCUCCUACAGUUAGUGCUCCUUCGUUGGGUGGCAAAAUAAUAGUGAUGAACCGCGCUCUGUCGUAUUUCAUCCGGAGAGUCGAAGAGCAAGAUGAGCGAAAGCUUCCGCAGCUAUCAGAGAUAACGGAUAGGACGAACAAGCUCUUCCCGAAGCAACCGGAUCUCGCGGAAAUCCUGACCCAUUUAGAGGCGCACGAGGUGCAGACCAUGACUAGAAUGAUCCUAGACGUGUGGACCGACGUCGUAGACGAAGGAGUUGCCGAAAAGGUGCGAGAUCUACUCCCACCACCAGAAUCAUUCACGCGUGACGUGAAGGACAUGCAUGAUUUGAAUCUCAGUCCCAAACAUUAAGGAGGAUUGCGUCUAGUUUACCUCCUUUUGCCAAUCAUUUUCACGAGAAACAUGUACAAGACAGCUAGGAGAUCUCUAAUGACGAGUAAGUUAUAAACUACCCUUUUUAUAGAAUGAGAAUCAUCUACUUGCUUCCACAUAAAAACUAAUCAUGACGUUUCUUGUAAGUUGGGGAACGGGAACGUCUUAGAAGAUGAUGUGAUGGAACGCAAGAAAGGAAUUAUGGAGUAAUUAGCAGGCCCAUGAAAACACUCUAAAGACAGGAAAUUGCCUUGUCCGUGCUCGUGUUCGGGAAGGAGUCGAGGCGGUUGCGCGUUGAGCGCUACGUGCGAGAACUCAGGGCAAAAGUUCGACUCCUGGGCAUUCUGCAUCCGAAUAGAGAGGCAUCGGGGGCGGCGAAGAAGACCGUGGGAGGAGGCGCCGCCGCGAAGAAGGCACCGGCUGGAGCGAUGACGGCGGAGGAAAAAGAUAUGCACCUGCUUUCGGACGUUGAUCCUACGUGGUUUCUGAUGCAAGUUCUCGAGUUAGCGAAGAAAGAUUUAACGGAGCAGAAUUUCUUCGAGUACGAGAUACCAGGAAUAGGUGUGCCGGCGCCGGCGCCGCCAAUCGAGGAGACCGUGGCGCCGCCGCGAGAUGCGGACCAGGACCCGGAUUCUCUGGGAUCACUAUUUACUGGAGGAGGAGAAGGGGCGGCGGAAAAUAGUUCCAUAGAUCCUUCAAAGCCACGCGUACUGGCACCGGCGGCUCCUCUUAUUAUGCUUUCAAUGUAGAUAUAGGUGUUCGUUGAAGUUCCAGAGCAAGUUGUACUUACUGGAAAGAGAUUGUAAUUGAUUAUUGGGAAUUAGCUACCUCGCUCUAGCACGACCUUCCUCUAGACAGAGAACGAACAAGCAGGCACUGUCGGAGGGUUUCGACUAAAAUGAUGUUCAAGCAACUACUAAUAGUUGAUCAUGGCCUAUUUUUACGGGAAUAAUCAUGUAAGUUGAUGCUGCACCCACGGAAGUCACGAUGUUAAAGGAGAUGAACUUGUGAAACAAAUCUAAUCGUAGCAUGUUCCAGCAUUUGCCGGCAGCGACGCAGAAGCUGCUGAAGCAGAGUAUACUUGGGGUUCUCACCGGCGCACUCGUGUCCAAGAUGCAGUCGCAGGAACCUGUGAUUCCCGACUACUCGGCUGCGCACGUCUGCCAAGUCCUUUUUGAUGACGUAGAGGACGAGGAAGAAGUGAUGACGGGAGUCGAAGAAAGCGCGCAGCACAAGACGGAAGGCAAAGCCUUGUUGGAUCGCGCGGUCGCGGGUCUCUCCGAACCAGUCACCCGCGGGAAGCCGGAUACAGAGCAGCCUCUCCGCUUCAAAAAGACCCUCGAGGGGGUUUACUACGACGCCUAUCUGGCGCAGCUCUUUGACAGCUACACCGUAACGGCUUACUGCGUCCACCCCGCGGUGCGGCCGCCCACUGUGACGCAGAUCUCGCAUGCACUCUCCGUCGCUCACAACGAACACGUCCGGUAUCAUUGGGUCGGUGAGAGGGCUGUAUUCGUUUCCAGACCUGGUAAGCUUCGCACCGUUGAAGAAGUAGGCCACGUCCUCACUGAGUUUCUGUCUUACUGGGCAGGGCGUCCUAGUUGCAGCAUUGCCACAAUUUUCGAAAGUUUUCACAAGUGUGUCUGGGAGUUGCACACGGAGAACAAGGAUCUCGGUAGUAUUCCGCCCUUCAAACUUUGUCUGCAGGCGGUUGAAAUCUCCAUGGGCUUGAUGAAGGACCGCUUCAAGUAUUACAGUAAAGAUCUCUGCGUUCAUUUCUACAGUCUAGUGAUAUCCCUGUUCGCGGCAGACGUCCAGCUGGCGACGGAUCCAAGGCUAAAGUUCAUUGCUACACACGCCCCGCUUAUUCGUGUACUCGCCUUCUCUUUUAUCAAGAUUAUGGCUCCAAUGCUAAGCGUUGAAAAAUUGAUAUUUUUUUUGGUGGCUGGCCUAACCAAUUACUACUUUAGAAAAAACCCAUAAAUAUCCUAUCUUUAAGGUAUAUCAAAUUGUGACUUUUUAGCAAAUCUGUUACAGAUUUUCGUUUUCCCGAGAGUGUCGACUUUUUUUGAUCCUGAAGACGGACCCGAAACGGACUCGAGACUUUGGAUUUUUUACGAGUAUGACGAUGCAUGUAGAGAAAGAUGGCAGACGAAGGAGCAAGACAAAGGAUCACGCCAAUCCAUCUGCCCCCCAUUUUUUUAUCAAUUUUCUCACCGUUCUUGUCCGUCGAUGCUUCAACACAAUAAACGUCUAAUGAUCUUUCCCAAGUUAAGAAAGCUUUGCCUUUGUUUCGUGUGAAAUACCGAGACACAGGCAACCGCGUCUGGCAGCUUUGAGCCCGGUGUCGCCUCUGUGUCUGUCUCUGUCCAUCGAAGCCGCCCUGGCGUUCCCCUCUUCGAGUUGUUGCGAGGGCAAUGUCCGGCGCCCUUCACUCCUUCGGACCCUGUCAAUUCCCGCCGCCCUUCCGUCCCUCCUUUGCAUGUGAUACCCGUCUAGGGGCGGCGUGCCCUGGUCUUCACUCAUCGUGUGACCCGAAAAAGGCCGCGGGGGUGGGGUGUUCCUUUGGGGUUGCCUCUCUUUGGUCGGGAUAUGGUCAGCACUUUCGGAAGGGCCAAGCGACGUGCGCUGCGGGUUUCGCCCCCCUCCACUCCGCUCUCUCAUCAUUUGCGAAAACCAACGAGAGGGAGCAAAAACCCAGAAAAGAAAGAAGAAAUACCCGAAGCCCACAACAUGAUAGCCGCGGGGGCGGGGGUGGCAGUACGCUUCUGCUUUCUUUGGAGAAGGCCCAGACAGCACUCUCUCGCGCACAAAUGCCGAGCGCGUGGCACCGCAUAGACUGCGCGCGGGUGCUGCAUGACGAGAGGCAGAGCACCGGGGGAGGGGGCUGGUGCUUGUAGCGGGGUAAAAGCUCUAGACCGCUCUCUGCCAUGCUUCCCCUGGUUGUCUAGCUCCUCCAUUGACGCCCAGCCCUGGAGAGCGGCACGCCCGCACCAAGGACGCCGUCCCGGCCAGUGGCGACCCCCAGGAAGAUGAAGGCUGACAGGCUCAGGCAGCCCGCGGCAGCAAAAACGACAGCGAGGGCGAAGACAGUGGCGGACAGUCAGACGCAUGAAAAAGAGACUCCAGCCGGCGCGGGUGGGGGUGUCGCCUGCUUCGCUCCUCCCCCGGUUCAGUCAAGCGCGCGCGGCGCCUGCUGGGUGCGGGUGUGGCUCUGCUUGUGUUGCUCGCGUUGGUCUGGUCUUGGUGGCGGUGGCUCGCUUCUCUUUUUUGUCUCUGGCCUUCUGCUUCUUUCGUCGCCUUUGUUCCUUUGAGAGAGUGGCCUUCGGCUUCGCCUCAGCUUAUCUUAUCGCAGCUGCUUAUGGCGAUGCCCCCCGAAAUACCGUAGCCAUGCUCCUUUGCCUUCUCCCUCCCCUGCCAGCCCUUCCCAAUCCCUUGCCCCCCCGAUAACCUCGCUGAAGUUCUGUCCCUCUUGCUUUCUGUGGCACCCUACGCGCCCCCAGUGUCUGUCAUCCUUGUGGCCGUGCGUCGUCUUUUCUCCUUUCCUUCAACAACUAGUCUUCUCGUCCUCAUCUUCCCCCGCCUUCUUGUCUUGGUGGUUGUGCUGUUCGUUGUUAUUUGUGUUGCCUUUGUGAUUCUACUUGGGCUUGUGCGUCACGCCUUCAGCCUCACCUCGCUCCAUUGGGAUGGGCUUCGGCCGUUUCACUUCUGCCGGCGUAGCUUGUCUUUUGUCUUUGGGGGCUUUGGCCUUUGUAUGUGGCUUUCCCGUGUCAUAGUCUUCGCUGGGUUCAUUCUUUGGCUUAUACGAGACAAGGCGGCCCAACUUGAUAAACUUGACCGUUAACCUGUGACACAGACACUAUUUUUGGUGUAGUCCUAGUUUCGUCCGCAGAUUGUUUUCAACAAACAUGAAUAUUCAGGAAGUAGUCGGUGUUGUAGGAUUAAGACCUGGUUUAUCGCAGGAAAAAGUGUUAUCAUUAUCGUUUUUUUGAUUUUUUCAGAUUGGGGUAACAAAUUCCAGGCAUUGGUGGGACGCUGUGCGCGUGGGCAUAAGAAUGGAGGGGCGCCAGCAUUCACCGCUUCCUCUUGGCGCGUCUGCGGGUGGGCUGCGCUUCCCAUGACUCAGACAACAAACCAGCGGCGCCGCACGCGCUGCUGUCCUGCUCUGGCUGCUGGGUGGUGCUGCGCUCUCCGGGAGGCGCUUCCAGCAAUGGCAGACGCGCAUGCGUGUAGCUUGUUUCCCUGUCCCCUCGCGAAUCUGGGGCCCGAGUGUCAGGGGAUGGCCUGCAGCCCUGCUGCUUGCGGCCGCUCCGCCACCUCUGGCGCCCCACCUUCUCCGACCUCUAGCGACUCGGCGCCCCCUUCCUGCUGUGGCCGCUCUGGUCCUCUAGCCGGGCCGGAGGUGGUCCGCCGCCCCCCUCCACCGACCCCUCCAAACACUCGCCAAAAAAACGAUAACGAGCAAGCAGAAAAGGCGCCCACCUGUCAUCCGCUUGCCCCUCGAGGUUCUGAAAAUUUAGCGCGUGUUUUUGGGCUUCGGCGAAGAGUGUCGGGCGCCAGAAGCGUUAUCGCCUAUCUGUCGGGCGCCGAAAGUCUUAUCAAAUGGGGCCCCUGAAAACAAGGACCCCCCUCGAACACCCCCUCCAACUGACCUCUUCAGCCGCUCGCGCGUCUGCGGCUCUCGAUCGGCUCCUCGCCUCCUUGGAUAUUGAGCGAAGUGGCGUCGCGGCUUCCCCUCGAUCGGCUUGGCGUUUCAUAUUGCUUGCCCCCAGGAAUCACCCCAACGAUUGCCAGCGGGGCUGCUUUCCGAGUGCGCCGAGCUUGGUGCCCACGUUGGGCUACUUUUGCGGAUAAGUUUGCAGGGCCAGGCCACGCUACUGCCCCAUGGGCGUGCGUAAGCGGAGGCCGCGGCCUCUGAGCUUAGCGGUACCAUCAUGCCCAGCCAUGACUGAAGGGCCGCGUCAAUGGGAGGAGGAGCGCAGCGUCUGCUGCGGCACCUCGUGGAGGGAGGGCCGGCUUGCCCAUCGCAAGGCGGAAAGCCCCAGGAUCGCAGUGCUCCACGUCGUGCUUUUCUCAAAAAUUCAAAAAAACGAUAAUGAUAACGUUUUUUCUCGCGAUAUGGUUGUAGCACUACCAGCACCAGGGCUGGCCAUCGUCGCCCUCUAAGAAGAGCGUAGUGGAAGGCGGUGGAGAGCACAAGGCCUGGUUCACCAAUUUGUGCAAGAACGUGCCGGAGUUUCGUGGAGUGCAGGACCUUGUGCCGCUUCUGAAUCUUUUGACACGGUGUAUGAGUGAGGCGGACGCUAACGUCUGGUGCGAGCGAUUGCGGAAGCUACAUAACACGACUUGCGCCGCUCUGAAACAACAGGCGGCACUUGCAGCAAGAAAAAAAGACCUCGAGGAGAAGGCGAAGGCCAAUAAGAAAUUAUGCUGAGACCACGCUUCAAGAGUCAUGUGUUGUGAAGAAGUCCUUUGAACGUACCUGCAACUUGCACACUUCAAAUGAAGAGGGUACUGUUGUGGCAUCCUAGAAGCUUGUACUUACUUGAUUUAUACUUUCACAAACAUUGAGGUACAGGAAUUGCCUGAUACUGUCAUUCAUAGGUUCCGUCUCGUCACUUACCAACAAGAUGGACCCUAUUGCAUUCACGAGAGGCCACUAAAUGGAGAAGCUGCAAGAGGUAAAGGCAAUAGCGGUUCUACUACAUCGUCUUAUCAUCUACUCAUCUGGUUUUGUUCAUCUAUUUGCACUAGACUUAAGCGCCCGGCAGUACUCAUCCCACUAGAAUCCUCCACCCUCUGCACGCACUUCCCUCGCCAUUGCGUGCCUCCGCUUGCCUGGCCCCUUCCCCACGCGAAAACUGUCAGGCGGAGUUCAUCGGCGGGACAGCACAGGCGCCGGGCUCUUGGCGGCCUGCGGCCAUUGAAGGGGCACGCCUGGAAAUGGUAAGCCCGGGAGCUUGCUGGCCUUCUGUUCAGUUUGGCAUCUUUGCGGAAGGCUGAAGCUUUUAAGUUUCAAACUUUUACAACUCGUCCACUUUGAAGAAAGUUAAAAACUUUGCGUUCAAUUUUUUGAAGUAUAUUCGUCUUUUCAAGUUUGAGACUUCAACCGAAAGCUUUUCAAAGUCCCAAAGUUUUUGAUCUUUUGCAAAAAAACUAAACGUGGGCGCCAGGGUGGCGCGUUGUAGGCUUCAAGCUGAAGACUUGAAGCCUUAAGGCAGUCAAAGGCCCCACGUCCAAUGCGGUUUUAAUUGAAGUUCAUGCGUCUUUGAUAAAGUCAAAAGCUGCUUUGCCCUUUUCGCGCUUUCAAAUUAGAGGCUUCAACCAAUUUCAGAACUUUCAAAAUCCCAAAGCGUUUAAGCUUCUCGCCCAAAAAGUAGACUUAAAUAAGGUCCAGGGUGGCAAGUUGUAGGCUUCAAGCUGAAGGCUUGAAGCCUCAAGGCCGUCCCUAGUAAGUUCAUGGGCUCGGGGGUUCGGAAGUGUGAGGCUGAGAGUUUGGCGGGGUCGUUGUUGAUUUUUUUUAGCUCUUUAAUAUUUUCUCCAGUCAUUAUCGUUCUAAUUUAGAAGGACUCGGUGACGGGCAGGGGCUCACAGCUGUUGCGGUCUAUGCGAAGCCAACUAAUGGAGAAUUGGAAGGCCCGCCAGAGUAGUAGAAUGUCAUCACGUGACGGGGAAGUGCGCUCCUCAACUAUGUCAAGUAGCUAUGAGCUUGCGCAAGAGAGCAAGCGCGCGGCGAAUAUUCACACCGCAACUAGAGCUUAAGGCCGGUAGUUUUUCACUCACGAGGUCGGACCUAUCAUUAUGAUUAUAUGAAUAUGUCGGACUCCGAUAUAAGAAUGCGUAGGUGUAGAACUAGAAGGACUAGAAGUAAUAGUGUACUAGAAGAACCCCUUUCAUCUUGAUUAUAUCCAAAGUGCAACAGAGCAUAUCACCAUCAAUGACUACCUUCUAAAAAACAGUCAAAAAGAUGCAGCAGUUACAGGCACAAGAAGGUGCAGCAAAAAGGGCACCACAGAUGAACGCGCCAGGAAACGCAGGGGCUGGCCUCGUUGCAGUCAGCUCAGGAUCAGAGUUAAGUCGUGGAUGAAAUUAAGUAAUGAUUUUUUGGAGCUCGGUGAUAAAUUUAAUUGCUCACGAACACCACCCAGAACACCGAAAUAUGCCUUGCAGAGGCAUGCCAGUCUUGUCGUGAUAUCAUACAUAGCGUUAGUGACACGACUAAUUCGUUGUACCUACUAUCGAAAAGUAGACUAAUUUGUGUUAAAUGUAGAAAAAAUAUUUAUAUAAAUGAAAACGCAGGAAAGAAGUAAUAUAGUUGUUGUAGUUGCUAUUUUAUGAAAAUAUGAAUAUUACAAUGAUGUACACGCUGACAAUAUGGAUGAAGAUGUUUUUUCCAUUCUUACGACCAUCGAGGCCUCGUCCCCUUCUCCCCUUGAAAGUGUAUAGGUAAAAAGGGAGACUCGAUGGCCUGGCUACUUGCAAAAAACGCCACUCACUCAUCGUAGCUCGUAGCACUAGACUUUAGUUCUUUAUCUUCUUCUCCUCUAAAGAAGACAGAUGGAGAGCAAGCAAAUAUGCAAGACUCGGCAAGGUUCGAAAGAUGUGAGCGACUCUACGUGCCGGUACUUGCAAACUAUGUUUACUUUGCCAGGGGUCGAAAACUUCUAGCAGCGAAAGCCGCAGCGGCGGGAAGAAAAGGAGGACGCUCAAGCUUUUAUGCGCUACGUACCAUAGAGGACGUGAGUCUGAGUGCUACCGAUUGAUAAAGUUGAAGAAAGACAAUCAAAUAUGAAAAUAUGUAGCGAACUCCCCUUGUCUGGUGCGUCGCGACGGAUUACCAUGCAUAUUAUUUUGACGGGUUUAGAUUUCAAAUUCGUGAAUUGUAAAGCAGCAUGGCUGGCAUGACGUUACUUUACAUUUUCUUGUCUCUUCAUGAUCCGGUACUUGGGUACGACGAUCAGCGGGCGCAUAAGAAUGAGCAUUACGUGGAAGGGGUAGGGUAUCGCCCUGUCGACAACAUGCAAGCGAAGGACGGCUCCGUUUUUGACGUAGACGCGCACAAUGAAACUUAUGACAACCACUGAAGAUCAUUCGUGACCAGUUGUGGUUGUGCCCCCGUGUAUUUAAUUUACACUUGAUUGUUGGUACCGUUCUUCGCCUCAUUUUUAUUUUUUACACAACCUUCCUCAAUACAAGAAAAUAAUGUUUACUAACGAGUAGUAACUACAACUAGAAUCUUGGCCAUUAAGACAGUUAGUUGAGAAGAAAUGUGCUACAUCCAUAGAAAAUGUCGUGAUUGAACAAUUUCAAUUUCUGCGUUGGUUUUGUUUAAGAGCAGUGGCCAGAAGUAGAGCGACGAGUACUUGCGAUUUUCUAAGACAAAGGGGGUGACCGAUUUCAUAUCGAGAAUCUGAUAAAUUCUGGGCCGUCCAUCCUGAUCACACGUAUCCUCGCGCGCCUUCCUGCUCCCGGACUGAACUGUGUAGCAGCAGCUGAAGGCUUGAUACACUUUUUCCGGACUACGUAUCGUGUCGUACGUAACGAUGCUCUAAACCAUGACGCAAUCUUACCAGGAGUCUCGCCGCUUCCGGGCGAAGCACUGGAGUGCAUCUACGAACUCGGUACUUCUAAAGAACAAUUUUUCUGAUCAACGAUUAGGGUUGAUUAAUUAUGAUUUAUUUCUCAUGUUUUUGUGGGAAACCAUGCUGGUUGUAUAAAUAUGCGAGGAUGUUAUGGUGCUGACGCCUUUCCAUGCAUUGUGAUUGAGUCAAGAAUAUCAUACAUCCAAAUCCAUGUUAUAUUUUAUAUUAAACCACGAUCCACAUUCACAUAUUCUUCAGCUGCCAACGUGAACCUCGAACCGAUUCUGCAGCUUGGCGCUAAUACAUUUGAGCUUCUCAGUGCAUUUCUAGCUCGUGUAUAUGGGAAACUCCUAGUGGCUAACCCGGAUUGGCGAAGGAACUUUCCACGCAUGUUCGAUUAAGGCUGUCGAUGUUUCACCUUGUGUCUUUGGUUGCAUCUCUCGUCGAGAAAGUAAAAGUACCUGCCUGCGUGUCCUGCUCGAUGAAAGAAUGCUUACUAUCGAGAUGCGAUGGGUUUCUGCCUACUAGUAGAGAUGAAUAAUUAUCACCAGUAGCAAAUGAAGCGCUAAUUUGUUUACCUUCACGUUUUCGGUUUCGCACUCAUAGAGUACAAUUGGAAAGGCGAAGAAAUAUUAGGUCGCGAGGCAAGUCUCAAGGAGGAUGAAAUGCGAUUUGCGUCGGCCCUGAGAGAAAGGGGCACCGGAAGGCUCGAUCGCAUUGACUCAAUCGAAGAGCUUGUGCUUAAUUCCGAGGAUUUCGCACAGGUUCAGAUUUUGAUUUAUUGAUCCCUAUGGUAAUCAGUAUCAGUCUCUCUUCUUUGCUUUUAGAAACAAGCGCGAGCGAAAGCGAUGAGUAUGUUGAUUCCACCCACAUGGACUUAAUAGUGUACUACUACGAGGACGGUUCAGGUUCUUAUAUCAACCAGUGGUUAUUGAAUGAUUUUAUUUUUACCUCCUUUUACUCAUACUCCCUCCAUCAUCCAAAGUAUAUCAAGUACUACAACAACUUCAACGUCAACUUCGUACUUGUCCUAUCUACUGCACCUUCGACAUCAAGGUUAUGAUAUUAUCGGCAUCUGGUUUCCUGAACAAAGCUGCACAGUUGGAGUUCGACGACGAAAGAAGUGUGACGGACUUCGAAAUGUUCGUGACGGCAGAGCUAAGUGACAUUGCUCUUUCUUUCUGCUGGCAAGGUGAGUACGCGGACCUCUUCGUCGCCUUUGUGGCUAUGGCGGUGGGCCGACGCAUCAUUUUCGAAAAUCGGCAGCACUACAACACGCUCUUCAUCCACUUCUUCAAUCUCUUCACUAAAGUUAAGACGGAGUGCGUUAGUCCUCUCAGUCCUCUGCCUCUUUUCGCGACUCUUAUUUUGUACUAGACUCAUCAGUACAUUUAUUUUCUUAACAGUUUCUCUGUCUCUCCACGGUCUUCUGCUCGGCGUGACAAAAAUCGAUGCUGGUUUAAUAUUUUUUUAUAUAUAUAAUACACGAGGACCAGAGGCACAUUAUUUGAUGUCACUUUCAAUUCCACUUAGCAUGCUCGAGAAAAGGCUUACGAUUUGAAAUGUUCCUCUAAUGAUUAUACAGAUAUUACAUUUGAUAAUAAGUGCCACGUCGUUUUCCUCUUGCUUUGAUUUGAUUUGGAAACCUCUUCUCGCUCUUGCUUCUAAGAAAGAGUAUCUAUCGAAGGUGCCGGACCACGCAGGAAUAUUGCCGUGGCUGAAAGAUCAGGUAAAACGGAUAUUCACAAUCUGCCAGCGACCAACAAUGGAAACCAGGAUGGCACUUGGCGAGGAUGACGCGGACGAUGGCGCCGAUUCGGAACUACCAUACAGCAGCUCCCGGAAUAUGGAGAACGAGGAUGAAGAGCCGAAAGACCGUCUGUUAAGGCCUCCAGUUUUAUUUCAGCAUGCUGAUCCUUGUGUCGACAUGUGAAUGAUUCUCCGCAGAGUGGAUGAACUUUUUACUACCUUGUCGUCGGGCUUCUUACGUGAGUAGAUAACAUCAAUAGCGUGGACGACCAGGUUCCUAGAGAAAAAUCCUUCUCAAGGUAGGAUGAUGGAAUAAAGCGACCGCUAAGUCACGGCUUCCCGCUCCCUCAGAAAGAAGAACCAGAGAAGAAAACGAAACUUCCGUUCAUUUAAGGCCACAACGACAAAUGCAUGUGCAUUCUCACAGCUACAAGCUCCUAUUUUUUCCUUCUCAUUUACAUUCAUUUUCUUUUGGAUAGUCGACUCUUCAAGUUCUUUCAUGACUUUUUUUUCAUCAAAACAACCCACAACCACAACCACACACUCUCACUCACACUUAGAAGGUACUAAACCGCGAAGUUUGCCGCUCGCCGCCUCAGAGACUUGAUGGAAGUCCUCACUACAAUUUCACUCCAUAGAGAUACUCAUCUUAGAAAGUCCUGGGUUCAUCUUAUUCUUCUUGUAAUCAUUUUCUUUUGGAUUUUGAGUUGGAUUAAGCAGAAAUAUUUAUUUCAGUGAAUAACAAACAGUCUUCCAGUUCUUCAAAAAGAUGGCCACAAGGUGAAUGCCCGGGUCAUGAAGGCGAAAAAUGCAGUUCUCGUAGAUGUACUUCUUCUAACUUGUGAAACUGAACGUUGCUCCUGAGGGGGGGCAGGCAACGGAAGCCCCUGUUGUGGCCGCUGCAGACCCCGAUGCAAAUCUAGCGAGACUCGAGUAUUCCAAGAAUUUUACUCGCGGUGACGCUGGAAACAGGUAGUGAUGCGUGACGCGAUUGCAAGCCAGCACAUUUUAAACACAUACUUACAUAUUCAUAAAAAUGCCACCAGUAGUGUACAGGCAAAGCUGGUCCUCGUCUUUAAAUGUUGUUGUUCGUCCUCGAUCUUUUUUGCAAAUUGUAUCUAUAUAUAUAAGGAGUCGUAACGAAAUUCACCUGUUUUCAUGAUGUUGACACUUACUAGAUAGCCGUGAGUGUAGAAGUUCUAGAUUUGAAUCCUUUGCAAGUAGUCAAGUUAGUCUUAGUGAGUAUACAUUCAUAGUUGUAGUUACAACAUCCGGUUCUCCUCGAAAUCGUAAUUGUUACAUCAAUUCGCAUAUAGCGCUAGUAGCGCUUGUUGAGUUCAUCUUUAUGAAGAUAGAAGUCUACCGAAUUCAGUUGUAGCUUGUACUUACCUAUACUCCUACGGGGUGAGUCUGAGUCAGCGAUCAAGACCACGUGAUGUAACAUGGCCAUCAAGCAUACUGCCUUGAGCUGAAGGAAAAACCUGCAGUCUGCAAGCGCAACAAAAAGAACACCCCGUCUACGUGACCACGUAUAGUGUACCGCACCACUUUCGUUGGCACCGCGUACCCAUUCCAUCCUACCAAUAGAUAAGUACUAUGUAUAGAAUUGGUCUUGUAAAAAGAAAGCACUAAUAUAUUUUAUGCGCAAGAUAAUCAUAUUUUAUUCUCGAACGUCAUUCUCCUCCACCAAUAUCCAAAUCAUGUUAGCGACUCAACCGCGUCGUGGACGUGGUCACCAUCCACCUCGUCAUCUUUUCCCCAUGAGCAGAGGAUGGCCCGACGAACGUAAAUUUGAGGCACAGUCAUGGACUAAAAAGUAAAGUGGUUCUUUCUCAGACUUCUUUCACAUCAAAAAGAACUCCCCCCUAUGCCGGUAGCUACGCGGAAAAUAUGUAGGCAGGUUCUUCACGGAACUCGCUCGCGAUGCAAAAAAAAAAAGUAGUAAGAAAGUAAAUUGAAAUUAAAAAUAGCAACAAAUAACAUAUUGCACAUUUUUAUAUAGCAAGGUCGUAUUCGCCUUCGAAGAAGCAACUACCUUAUCAAGUUUAUAAUCCCAACUACAUCAAGUUGAAGCUGAUCAUUCAUUCAUCCAUGGAUCUUAUCUAUUAUUUACUAACAAGAAACAUCCAUCUCCAAUCUUGUACAACUACAUCCCCGCUGCGGAUGAACGUAUUCGAUACCGUAAAUUUAAGCCGAUCUGUUGCACAGAAAUGCAUAGAAGAAGGAAAGAUGAGAAAAAUUAAAUGUCAUAUCGCCACAUUCCAAACAAAACUACUCGUUUGAAGAUUAAUAAAAAGUUGACGGAUCUUUACUAAAGCAAUAAACUAGUCGUAAAUAUUUUCUCCUUCUGAAGAAAACAACGAAUGAUGACGCAGAGAGAAACAGAACCAAAAAUGCAGUUGCCGCAUCAGAACUCUAAAAAGACACAUCAAGAUCUACUACGUCGGAUUGCUGCUGUUGACGGCGCUGUCGCCCACCCGCGUGUCGAGCAGUAUAUGCUGAAAAAUGCUAAAUUUGUGAUGC